Molecule: messenger RNA, 1220 nt
Organism: Cicer arietinum (chickpea)
Lineage: Eukaryota; Viridiplantae; Streptophyta; Magnoliopsida; Fabales; Fabaceae
Product: reticulon-like protein B8
Biological process (GO): response to bacterium
Source: RefSeq, a predicted model, not a curated record
UACAUAGAAUGAGUAACACGUGAUUAGGUGUAAUUGGUUGUUGACCAGUUGGUCAGUAACUGUCGUCGUUCAGCAUUUACAUGCACUUCAAUUUUUCUUAGACUUUGAAUUGAAUUAGUUACACAAACAAACUGUUAUAUUAUUAUCUCUUCGUCAUACCAACCAAUCCCAUCUCUCUCUCUCUUUCGCUUCAAUCUCCCUCUGAUAACUCUGCACAGGAACAAUGUCUGAGAAAAUCACAGCAGAAAACCUUCUUCACAACCUUGUGGACACAUUUGUGGAGAAGCCAAAAAAGGUAUCAUUCUUCGAGGAAGGGAAUUCAGACUCAGUGAGCACUCAGAUCAACAGACUGUUUGGACGCGAGAAACCUGUACACCAUCUUUUAGGAGGCGGAAAAUCUGCGGAUGUCAUGUUAUGGAGGAACAAGAAGAUUUCUGCAAGUUUUUUAACUGGUGCAACAAUUGUAUGGGUGCUAUUUGAAUGGCUCAAUUAUCAUUUUCUUACUCUUCUAUGCUUUGCUUUGGUUCUUGUCAUGCUUGCACAGUUUCUAUGGUCAAAUGCUUCUGGCUUGUUGAACAGUACACCAUCUAAGGUACCGCGUCUUGUUAUCCCACAAGAAUACUUUGUCAACAUUGGAACUAUAAUUGGGAAUGAGGUUAACCGUGGGUUGAGGUUUCUUCAAGAUAUUUCUUGUGAAGGAAACUUGAAGCUAUUUCUCAUUGUUGUAGCAAGUUUGUGGGUUGGUUCAGUGAUUGGGAGCUGGUGCAAUUUUUUGACUGUCAUCUAUAUUGGUAUUGUCGCUGCUCAUACACUUCCAGUUUUCUAUGAGAAGUAUGAGGAUGAAGUUGACAACUUUGUGUUCCAGGUCCUUGGUCAAGUACAAAAUAACUAUAGAAAGCUUGAUGCCGGUGUGCUCAGCAAAAUCCCCAAAGGAAAUCUCAAAGGAAAAAAACAUGAGUAGGUUAACCCUCAUGUAAAUUAAUGGUUGAAGGAAAUAACCAGGGGUGGAAAUAUCUCUACCUUAUCAAUCAUAUUUGAUUGGCAGAAACUUGCUUAUGUAAAUGAUAUUUAUGUAGACAAUCUGUGAAACUUAUAUGUAGAGUUUGAUUCUAAUUAUCAAUUUUCUUUAUCAUUUUAAUUAGAUCAAUAACUAUGCACUAGAACAACAACAACAUUUAGUCCCAAUAAUGGAUUUAUCCGGAGAAUGGGGUACAAGAUUC